Messenger RNA from Talaromyces atroroseus, 702 nucleotides. RefSeq lists its product as hypothetical. The record is from RefSeq and is a predicted model, not a curated record. NCBI's taxonomy places the organism in Eukaryota, Fungi, Ascomycota, Eurotiomycetes, Eurotiales, Trichocomaceae. The coding region runs from base 1 to 702 and encodes 233 amino acids. The transcript is spliced from 3 exons.
AUGAUUGCUGGAAGCUGGGCUACCCUUGUUGGACUCUCUGUUCUCCUUGCGCGUUCUGGUUCAGCUUCGGCGGGCGCAGAAUGGACCUUCUUUGACAACGAGUGCUAUGGAACACCAAGCGGAGAGGAAACUUUCCAGAUGAACUUCUUGGGUACAUCACCCCAGUAUACAUUCCCUGGCGGGCACUUCGUUGAAGUGGGCGAUGCAUGCGGUCCAGGAAACUGCUUUGCAAUCACUUAUAAUGAUGAAUGCAACGCCUGUCUCGUCAAGUAUGGCUCUGGUUGCUACAAUAUCGACUUGGGAUGGGAGCCAACUUCUUUCAUGGCAUGUUACGUAUUUGCCCUCAUAUGGGAUCAUCGGCUCCGAAAAGGACUUCGGCUCCCAGAACUCGCUCAGGUUGCCUGCAGUGUCGAGCCCAUCAUCAAAAAUGUGAUGAAAAACGCCCCAAGUGCGGACUUUGUACCAAACAUGAACGAGACUGUCAAUAUGGCACCGUGCUCAAAUGGGGAGGUCGGCCAUUUCACCGGUCACCCUUUGGUCACUAUCUUUUGGAUUCUGUCGCUCAAAUCCAAACAGAACCUGAGGGAAGUCAAGGUAAAGCUCUCGUCCGCCUGGGAAAUCCUUCAUCUACGGAAUAUCCAAACAGGGAGCAAAGACAUCGACAACAGCAACCCAUUCAAGGAGUGCGCAUAUAGUACCUAA